AUCACCAACCACUUGGCAGUCCACAAUCGCUGUCCGACUUUCAAACUCUUCACUGCAGUUCGCCGUUCACAGACUUUGCUCACUUAGCUGUCAGUCACCGUCACAGAUUCGUACUCCGCCAGACGUUUUGCUGACGUGCACUUCCGCCACCGAUCAUACCCAUCAUUUACCAGAAACCCGCACCAUGUCUUUUGAAGAAGCAGUUGAUAAGGUGAAGAACUUGAAUCAAACUCCCAGCGACAGCAAUUUGUUGGAACUCUAUGCGCACUUCAAACAAGCAACAGUCGGCGAUGUAAAUACAGCCAAACCUGGGUUUUUGGACUUCAAAGCAAAGGCCAAAUGGGAAGCAUGGAACUCAAAGAAGGGAAUAAGCAGCGAUGAGGCUAAAACAAAAUAUAUUGAAAUUGUCGAUAAGCUUGUUGAUGAAAUCGGGCUCAAGGCUUAAACUUAAUGGCUGAGAUCAUUAAUCACACACAUGCAACACAAACAUUUACUUAUAGAAUUUACUUAAUCUAUUUAAUUUAAUAGGAAUUGUAAUAAUGAUUACAAUUCUCACUAUAUUAUAUAUAAUUAAAUGACCAAGCUUGUUUGGUCGCAUUUUAAAGUGAGCUUUUAAGUUACACAGAAAGACUAUUAUUGACUUUUAUGAUCAACUUUGUUAAUUUACAUCACAGUAAAAUUAUUGUUAAUUUAUCUACUUAAAUAUUUAAGUAUAAUAAUUUAUGAUCAAUAUUUACUUAUUUACAUAUCACUGUAGAUGAAUAACUUUACAAUUAAUACCAUUCUCAAUGAUAUAAAAUUAUUUUUUUCAUUAGUUUAUGAUUUACAUGUUGUUUUUUUUUAAAAAAAAGAAUUGUGCCUUAAAUUAAAAUAUUAGUUUUAUAAAUUCA
Rhopalosiphum maidis (corn leaf aphid) is the source of this 890-nucleotide messenger RNA. It is a transcript of the gene Acbp1, whose product is annotated as acyl-CoA-binding protein. The transcript is spliced from 3 exons. Bases 185 to 445 code for a protein of 86 amino acids. The record is from RefSeq and is a predicted model, not a curated record. Gene Ontology annotation, molecular function: fatty-acyl-CoA binding. Gene Ontology annotation, biological process: fatty acid metabolic process. NCBI's taxonomy places the organism in Eukaryota, Metazoa, Arthropoda, Insecta, Hemiptera, Aphididae.